Molecule: messenger RNA, 3111 nt
Organism: Octopus sinensis (East Asian common octopus)
Lineage: Eukaryota; Metazoa; Mollusca; Cephalopoda; Octopoda; Octopodidae
Product: rhophilin-2-B
Exons: 15
Coding region: 449-2629 (726 amino acids)
Biological process (GO): negative regulation of stress fiber assembly; signal transduction
Molecular function (GO): protein binding
Source: RefSeq, a predicted model, not a curated record
UAUAUAUAUAUGUCUACAAACGUGUGGCACCAGAAUGGUUUGUUUAUACUAGUGACAGUCGGCGUGUUAUGAAAGUAACACUCACGUUUCCCUUCUCACUCACUCACACUUAUCCUUUCACUCGCUCGUCGGUCCUUCACACACACACACACUUCCCUUAUUUAACAGACUCCCACACUUCUUUAUUCACACGCUCACUUCGCAGUUCACACUCAGUCGUCACGGACAUACAUAUAUAAACUAUGUAAGUCCUUUCGGAAAAAGAGAAAAGAAAAGAUAGAAUUCUCCCAAAACAACGCGAAUCGAGUGCAGACGUUUUAAUUUCUUAAGAUCAAAACACAGCGACGUCUGCAGAUUUUGUUGUGCUUUACAUGUAAACACAUGUAUGUUUUGAAUUGUAUAUGAAUAUAUAUAUACAUAAAUAUAGAUAUAUGGUGGAGUACCAAGGAUGGAAUCGGGAAACUUACCCACGAAUUCUUCAAACGACGGCAAACCUCGCGAUCUUGUUGACGUUUUGAAUCAAACAGCUCGCGGCAGACUACAAACUCGGAGGUCAAAGUUGAAUGAUGAAAUUGACAAAGAACUGCGAUUACGAGCAGGGGCAGAGAAUCUCUUCAGGGCAACAGGAAACAAGAGGCUGAAAGAAUUAGUGGCUGUGGAACUGUCUUUCUUUAACUCAAACAUACAACUACUUAAAGAGGAACUGUGUGAACUAAAUAGUUCUGUUAAUAUAUACCAACAUGCCAACUCUAUAGACUCUGUGCCGAUGGUCCCGCUGGGUCUGAAAGAAACCAGAGAAGUUGACUUUACAGUUCCCAUUCAGGACUUCAUUCUGGAACACUUCAACGAUGAUGGCACGAAGUAUACACCUUACAUCAACCAGCUGAUGGAAUUUAGACAGAAUAUCCGUGUACCACAACGGAGUGAAUCUGGUGUAAUACAACUGUUAACAUACUAUAAUCACCUCAGUUAUCUAGAGAAAAGAUUUUAUGUGGCUGGCAGAAAUCUUGGCAUCUAUUUCCAUUGGUAUGACUCCCUGACUGGCGUGCCUUAUUACCAGCGAGCUAUAAGCUUUGAGAAAGGAAGCAUUUUAUUCAAUGUUGGAGCCUUGUACACACAGAUUGCUUGUAAACAGGAUCGCAAGGAACUCUCCGGAGUGAAUGCUGCCAUUGAAAACUUCCAGAAAGCUGCUGGUGCUUUCCAGUAUCUCGUCACUUACUUCAGUAAUGCACCAAGCAUGGACAUGCAACGAAUUAUGCUGCAUAUGUUGGUGAAACUCAUGAAGGCCCAGUCCCUAGAGUGCAUUUACGAAAAGAUGAACUUGGAUGGUAUAUCACCUGGUUUAUUGAACUACGUGAAGGUUGCGAAGAUGGCAGCAAAGGUUUCUAUAAAUUACACCAACGCCCAUGAUAUGAUAUUGGUGGACACAGUUAAGCAAUAUGUGCCAUUUUCUUGGACUUCAAUGAUGCUGGUGAAAAGUCAGUUUUACAAAGCUUUAGCACAUUACUACAUAGCACUGGCCCUGAUGGAGCAAGAUGAUAGUGACGAUGUUGGCAAACUACAAGAAUUGGUCAAAGUUCUUGACAUCACAUCAUCAUCACCAGACUUCCAAGACAUGGCAACUGUGUUACCAUUCAACUCUGAGAAGAGGAAAAUACAAGGCAAAGCUCAUUAUCGCGAGAGCGUUGUGCUCCUGGAGGAAGCACUGAACACCCAUGACUUAUGUAGGCAGCUGCGCAAGAUUGACUUGUUUCAAGGAGUAUUACGUGAAACCUAUGAAAGAGCGCUGAAGAAAUUUGAAAAUUUAGAGGAAGAAGAUGAUUUCACCGAUCUGAUUAAAGUGCCAGAAAUAAUCCCAGAAUCUCAGUAUAAUGUGGAGGACAUUUAUCCUGAAUUUUCUGAUCAUUCUGUUACAGAUUUGUUCCAAAGUUUGGGGCCACUCGAUAUAUUCAGUGCCAAUAAACUUUGGACAGCACCUCGUGAUAUUCAUUUGAAGAAAGAUUCUCAGUACGGAUUUGGUUUCAGCAUCCGUGGGGAUUGUCCAGUGAAGAUCAACAGUAUUGAACCAGAAUCCCCAGCUGCGGAGAGUGGUUUAAAAGCUGGAGAUUACAUUAUUGCUAUUGGCGAAGAGGAUACAAAGUGGAGCAUGCAUGACGAAGCGGUGAAGCUGGUCCGUGGAGCAGGAGAGAGUCUGACGCUCAAAGUGGUGACGCCAAUGGGUGAGAACAUUCCAGAAGAAUCACCAUACUAUGAGCGAAAGCGCUGCUCAUCCGUCGGGUGUGUGUAUCCAGCAAAAAGCACCGUUGAUGACGACAACACAACUGACACAAUUUUGAAGAAUCAAUCUCAGAGACACAACAGUGUCCACAACGGUGUUAAGAAUAUCAGUAAUCACAUUGAUAAUGAUCACAGCAACAACAACAACAACAACAUCAACACUAGCAAUACAAACGGUGAUCUCACUACUCACACUGCAACCACCAACAACAACUCCAGUAAAGACUUUAACAGACGUUCAAAAACAAGGAACAAAUUCAGUGCAACAUGGCAGUUUAUUCGAAAGAAUUCCAGCAAAGUGUUCAAUAAAUUUGAGAAGAAAAGUAAACAAGACGACCUGGCUUCACGGUGAUUCCUUACUGCCACGUUGCCAAUUUCAAAGACCUUUUCUUCGAUGUUUGAAAACAUUGGCUUAUAAUUUUAAGAAAUAUUGUAAUAUUUACCUACAAACCAUCAUGUUUUAGGGUUUAUCCUGUUUUAUACUAAAUUUCAUAUCAAAACUAUGCUUUGGACAAAUAAAUGAAAUAGACCUGUACAUAUAAGUAUGGAUGUGUGUGUGCGUGUGUAUGUGUGUGUGUGUGUGUGUGUGUGUGUGUGUGUGUGUGUGUACAUGCACACAUAUACAUAAAUAAUUAAUAAUGAUGUCAAAUCAAACAAUGAUAUUUUGAAAGCAUUUAACAUGCAUGUUUCAGAUCUGCAAAAUAUGCAGCAAUACGAAAUACAUCCCAUUAUGAAAACCCUUCUUCAAUUAAUACAGUUCAGAAUAUGCAUAUAUAUACAUAUACACAUAAAUAAGUGUGCAUGUAUAUAUAUAUAUAUGUAUAUAUAUAUAUA